Tinamus guttatus (white-throated tinamou) is the source of this 1303-nucleotide messenger RNA. NCBI's taxonomy places the organism in Eukaryota, Metazoa, Chordata, Aves, Tinamiformes, Tinamidae. The record is from RefSeq and is a predicted model, not a curated record.
CCUCUUGAUUGCAAGACUGCUGAAAUGUUUUGAGCACUGCCUCCUCUUUCCUAAUCAUGAACAGUUCAAAAUCACCAGGACUGGCUGGAUUUGGAAUCUUAAAAAACACAACCUGCCACACAGAGAAGAAGAUUUCAGUUUUCUUUUCAAUAAUCUUCAUGACAGUGGGAAUAUUGUCCAACAGCCUUGCAAUAGCAAUUCUUAUGAAGGCAUAUCAGAGAUUUAGACAGAAAUCGAAAGCCUCCUUUUUGCUCCUUGCUAGCGGUUUGGUCAUCACUGAUCUCUUUGGCCACCUCAUCAACGGAGCCAUCGCAGUGUUCGUGUACGCGUCCGAUAAAGACUGGAUUCGCUUUAACCAGUCCAACAUUCUCUGCAGUUGCAUUGGAGUCACUAAGCCAAUCUUUCACUCUACAAAAAUGACUUCUAAACAUGUGAAAAUGAUGUUGACUAUGGUAUGUCUGUUUGCUGUUCUUAUAGCUUUGCUGCCUAUUCUUAGGUUUAGAGCCUAUCAAAUUCAAGCAUCGAGGACCUGGUGCUUCUAUAAAACAGAACAUGUUGAGGACUGGGAAGACAGAUUUUAUCUCUUACUUUUUUCUUGCCUUGGGUUACUGGCCCUUGCUAUUUCAUUCUUGUGCAAUGCUGUCACAGGAAUUACCCUCUUAAGAGUCAAAUUUAAAAGUCAACAAAGACAAGGCAGAUCUCAUCAUUUUGAAAUGAUCAUUCAGCUCUUGGCUAUAAUGUGUGUUUCUUGCAUUUGCUGGAGUCCAUUCCUGGUGACUAUGGCCAGAAUUGGGAUAAAUGACAAUCAUUCAAAGGACACCUGUGAAACAAUACUUUUUGCUCUCCGAAUGGCAACGUGGAAUCAGAUUUUAGACCCCUGGGUAUACAUUCUUCUUAGGAAAGCUGUACUUAAAAACCUGUACAAGAUUACCAGGGGAUGUUGUGGCAUGCACAUCAUAAACUUGCACAUGUGGGAACUCAGCUCCAUCAAAAAUUCUUUAAAGGUUGCAGCAAUAUCUGAGUCACCGGUAAGUUCCAAACAAAUAAAUCUACAGCCGCUCAGUGCUACAGGGCAAUGAAAUUAAACACGGUGUAUGAAGAAACGAUGGAGGCAAGGAUCAUACACUGGCAGUGCCCUAAAUGCAUCCUUGUAAGGCUCAGUGGUUUGAUAUUUGUUUAAAAUUGUGAGUGGUUUGCUUUUGUUGCUUACCAGUUUGAUAUUGCUACUCCAAAAGUUGCACUUGAAUGUUUUAAGUCACUUUGGAAUGCGUUCUUUCCAAAACUAGUAAUAAAAUAAUGAUAA